AUUAUUUAAUGUACAAGCAUAUAUUUCUUUAGCCUCUAAUGCCAUUUGAAAGCAUAACUUGAAUUUCCUUCUUCCAACUUUCUGUUCAGUUUCAGCAAUGGGUUUAGCAAUUUCUCGACUAGUGAAGAUGCUUUUCGCUAAGAAAGAAAUGAGGAUUCUGAUGGUUGGUCUUGAUGCAGCAGGGAAAACAACUAUCCUCUAUAAGCUGAAACUUGGAGAAAUUGUUACUACAAUACCCACUAUUGGAUUCAAUGUGGAAACUGUUGAAUACAAAAAUGUUAGCUUCACAGUCUGGGACGUAGGAGGACAGGACAAGAUUCGACCAUUAUGGAGACACUACUUUCAGAACACCCAAGGUCUGAUCUUUGUGGUGGAUAGCAAUGACAGAGAAAGAGUUUCAGAAGCCAGAGAUGAGCUCCACCGGAUGCUAAGUGAGGAUGAGCUUCGCGAUGCAACUUUACUAGUAUUUGCCAAUAAGCAAGACCUUCCAAAUGCUAUGAGUGUUUCUGAAAUCACUGAUAAACUAGGCCUGCAUUCACUCCGUCAACGCCGUUGGUACAUCCAAGCUGCAUGUGCCACUAAUGGCCAAGGACUUUAUGAAGGUCUUGAUUGGUUAUCCAGCAACAUCUCUAGCAAGGCAUAACUUAGGCAGCUAUCAAAGGUUUAUGCACCUUAUCUUAAAGCAAUUAUGCCAUAUCAAUCCAGCGAGUGUGCAACUAAACUUGAUACUUUCACAAGUGAAAAGCAUUUAACUGGACCUUAUAUACGUGUGUAAUUUUCAAUUACUAUUGUGAACAAACUAUUACACAUUAUAGUGUGAAACCUCUAAUUCUA
Molecule: messenger RNA, 834 nt
Organism: Quercus robur (English oak)
Lineage: Eukaryota; Viridiplantae; Streptophyta; Magnoliopsida; Fagales; Fagaceae
Product: ADP-ribosylation factor 1-like
Exons: 7
Coding region: 98-643 (181 amino acids)
Biological process (GO): vesicle-mediated transport; intracellular protein transport
Cellular component (GO): cytoplasm
Molecular function (GO): GTP binding; GTPase activity
Source: RefSeq, a predicted model, not a curated record